AUGAAACACCUCUUACUCCUCGCCAUGCUCUGCCUCUCCCUGGCCAGCGGCUUGAAAAGGGUGACCCUGCGGCGGCACCGCUCCCUGCGGAAGUUGCUGCGGGAACGUGGGCAGCUCUCCCACUUCUGGAAAUCCCAUCGGCUCGACAUGAUCCAGUACAGCCAGGACUGUGCUGCCUUCACGGAGACCAACGAGCCCCUCAUCAACUACCUGGACAUGGAGUAUUUCGGGCAGAUCUCCAUUGGGACCCCACCCCAGAACUUCACCGUGGUGUUCGACACGGGCUCCUCCAACCUCUGGGUGCCAUCCGUCUACUGCGUCAGCAAAGCCUGUGCUGAGCACUCCAAGUUCCAUCCAUCCUGGUCCAGCACGUACCAGGCGAUAGGAACUCCCUUCUCCAUCCAGUACGGGACCGGCAGUUUGACGGGGGUCAUUGGAUCUGACCAAGUAGUUGUCGAGGGCCUCACCGUGAGCAACCAGCAGUUUGCAGAGAGUGUCAGUGAGCCGGGAAAAGCCUUCCUGGACGCGGAGUUUGAUGGGAUCCUGGGGCUGGCUUACCCCUCGCUGGCUGUGGACGGGGUCACCCCCGUCUUCGACAACAUGAUGGCACAAAAUCUGGUGGAGCUGCCCAUGUUCUCCGUCUACAUGAGCGCGAACCCCGAAUCCUCCCUGGGAGGAGAGCUGCUUUUUGGUGGCUUUGACCCCUCCCGCUUCACAGGGACCCUGAACUGGGUACCAGUCACCCAGCAAGGAUACUGGCAGAUCCAGCUGGACAACAUCCAGGUGGGUGAGACAGUGACUUUCUGCUUGAAUGGUUGCCAGGCCAUCGUGACAAGCCCCACUGCUUCGUGCAUGGGACCCGCAGUCACCAUUCCUGUGUGUCCCCAUGUGCACGAAGGUCUGGGGUUCAUCUCCAGCUUUGCACUUCUCCUUCCCCAGGAGACCAGUGAUGGCAUGGACUUCUGCACCAGCGGCUUCCAGGGUUUGGACAUCGCCCCUCCUGCCGGACCCCUGGACAUCGCCCCUCCUGCUGGACCCCUCUGGAUUUUGGGCGACGUUUUCAUCCGUCAGUUUUACUCCGUCUUUGACCGUGGAAAUAACAGGGUGGGCUUGGCCCCCGCUGUCCCUUAG
Molecule: messenger RNA, 1131 nt
Organism: Antrostomus carolinensis (chuck-will's-widow)
Lineage: Eukaryota; Metazoa; Chordata; Aves; Caprimulgiformes; Caprimulgidae
Gene: CTSE
Product: cathepsin E
Exons: 8
Coding region: 1-1131 (376 amino acids)
Biological process (GO): antigen processing and presentation of exogenous peptide antigen via MHC class II; proteolysis
Cellular component (GO): endosome
Molecular function (GO): aspartic-type endopeptidase activity
Source: RefSeq, a predicted model, not a curated record